Messenger RNA from Styela clava, 1238 nucleotides. The record is from RefSeq and is a predicted model, not a curated record. NCBI's taxonomy places the organism in Eukaryota, Metazoa, Chordata, Ascidiacea, Stolidobranchia, Styelidae.
ACAGUAUUAAUAGAUUUUAUUUGUUAAAGGUUUUCCUGGCUAUAUCGCGAGCUUAAAUAUUAUGAUAAGGUAACCGUUAGGAAUAAAUUAGAUUUAAAUAAUGAAGUACCUAAUUCUCCUGAUAUUCAUAUGUAUGGAAAUCAAAGCUGAAGUAACACGAAAAAGAAGCUGCCCUUCUAAUCCAUGCAAAAAUGAUGGGACCUGUGUCUAUUCGUGGUGGAGACGAAGUAGAUAUCGAUGCGAAUGUAUUGAUGGAUAUUGGGGACCGAAUUGCGAGAAAGUUAAUGACUGCAAUCCAAAUCCAUGUAAAAAUAACGGCACUUGUGAACUGGCAAGGAACAAGCAUAUAUGCUUAUGCAAACCGGGGUUCUGGGGAAUUAACUGUGAAAAAAAUGAAGAUCCAUGCGAGCCAAAUCCGUGUAAAAAUAAUGCACUUUGUUCACGAAUGAGGUUCGGUGGAUAUUUCUGUGAAUGUAGAGAAGGAUUCGGUGGAGAGUUUUGUGAAAAUACCGGCAAAGAUUCUUGCGAAAAAACGCCAUGCAGAAACGGAGGACAAUGUGCGGGAUCAGAUUUGCGAUUUUUUCGUUGUUUUUGUGCGAAUGGGUUUGGAGGGAAAUAUUGCCAGAUGCCGAACUCUUGUCGACCAAACCACUGCCAAAACGGAGGAAUUUGCAAUGAAUAUUUUUUGUUUUUCGCAAGUGGAAGUGACUGUGAAUGUGCACCAGGUUUCCGAGGAAUUCAUUGCGAGCAUCCAGGCUAAGUUGUUCGCAAAAAUUAAGAUUUCAUACCGGACUCAAAGUUUCAAAAUCUAAAAAGACAUUGUAAAGUUUAUUUUGUAAAACGCGUGGCCAUCAUUUCAAUGCAAUGCAUAAUAAAGAAAAAGGCGACCUGCUGCUGUAGCUGUUGAUGAAACUUGUGAUACAGAGUAACUAUCUAUACUGUGGAAAACCAUAUUUGUACACUGACUUGACUUCCGGGGUUAAAGGAUGAAUUCCGAUCUUCUGUGUUUUCACUAUCAUUCCAAUUCGUGAUUUUUGCAGAACAAGUACCUGCCAAUUACCAAAGAGAAUUAUCGCUAUUGGGUUAUUAGGAGUUGUAAUAAGUUUCUGCAACUUUCAUAAGCUUUUGUGCAAUAUUGUAUUUUAGUUGGUUUCAGUGAUAUUUGCAUGUACAAAAACAAUUUCUCAAUUGAAGAACUAUAUAUAUUUAAAAUCAAUAAUAAGAGGUGAAAAAAGUUA